AACAGGUAAAACUAUCUCAUAUACACGUCUUGUCAUUUUUUGCGAGCAAGGAAGGUCAGAAGUUUUUGUGGCUGAACAUUUAUUUUAUUCUUGGUCGUGAUUUUGUGCUGAUACACGUCUGAGGCAGAAAAAUAUUUUUACCAGGUUGCUUUUAAAUAACGAAAGUGACACGCUUUACUGUAUCCCACCUGAGUAGAGAUGGCAAGCAUAGAUGGUGCCUAUCUUGACCUACACAGCGCUGCUGCAGCUGAACGAAAAAAAUUAUCCUCCGGCGCUCAGAAGGACGGAAUGAGUUUUUUUCGAGACAGCCUCCAGGAUAAGUCUCGCUGCAGCACGCCGAUAACAACUAUAUUCUUCGACAUGGACAACACGCUUAUUCCGACUCGGAAAGGUGAUGCGAAGGCAUGUAGCAAGGUAGCAGACCUGCUGCAGACGGAACAUGGCCUACCAGGCGAGGUGGCGGCCGAAAUCGGUACCACCUAUCUGAACGCAUUUCGUCGAUGUCCGGAUAAUACGGAUGUUCCCCUGGCUCAGUGGCGUACCCAGCUGUGGGAGGACGCCCUUCCAGUCGGCUACAAGCAUCUCGGCCACCAGCUGUACACACGAUGGCUAGAGUAUCGCACGCGUUACCUCGCUCCUGGCGCAGAGAUCAUCGCGAUGUUGAAAUCUUUGCGCCGCACCUAUCUGCUGGGAAUUAUCUCCAACGGGCCUUCGGCUGCUCAAUGGGAAAAGAUCGACAGGUUGGGUCUGAAUCGUUAUUUCGAUUGUAUUCUAAUUUCCGCAGAUCUGCCGUGGGCCAAGCCAGAACGAAACAUCUUCUAUGCCGCUUGUCACUAUUUGGGAGUGCGGCCGGAUGAAUGUGCUAUGAUUGGUGAUAAGCUGGAAACCGACGUUCAGGGUGGCGUUGAUUCCAAAUUGGGUGCCACCAUUUGGUUACCAUUGCCGAAAGAUCUACGCCUGAUGCACGACAAAACAAUGGCCGAUCUGGAGGAUCACAUACGACCGGAUUUCAUAGUGCACAAUCUAUUGGAUCUGCCAUCCGUCCUCCCGGGACAGUCGGAGACAUGUGUCAGAGGGCCGCAACAGCGACCUCUAGAGGAAAGACGUGGAUCUGACUCGUUUAUACCAAAGACAACUCGCAACCGCGCUGCUAGCUACAAUCGGUUCCUACCGGACGUUCCGGAUUUAUUCAGCUGUAGUAGUAAUUCAUGUGAUAGUAACGGCAGCAUUGAAAGUAACUAGGUCGCUCUCUCUUCAAGUUAGUAAAACUUUAGAUGGGUGGUUUAGACUAGUAGUGACAAAGGCAGGCAGUCUCAAAUAAUAGACAAACGUUAAGUACUAGACAAGCAAUGUAACAGAACCAAACCAGGCUCCCCUUCUCGAAAAGAGUGUCGAAGUACCUGAGAUUACACGGCAAAUAUAAAGGAGUUAGAGUACAAUAACAUACUAAUUUUGUACAUUUUGCAACACAAAACAAAAAGAAAUUGUAUCAUAUUACCCUAUCACUAGGUAUGCAGUUGGUAUAUCUGGCAGGCCAGAAUUUUAUCCUAAUUGAACUCAACUCAAGAGUUCUAUCUCGUAAAAAGCGAAGAACCAUUACUGUAAAGACGCGCCUAAAUAUGUUGCUCACAACUACCGGAUACGGAUACCGUAAAAAAGUGUAAAUUUCGCAUUGUGAACAGAAGCUUCGAAGAUUGUAAAUUACAAAAGCA
Molecule: messenger RNA, 1712 nt
Organism: Wyeomyia smithii (pitcher-plant mosquito)
Lineage: Eukaryota; Metazoa; Arthropoda; Insecta; Diptera; Culicidae
Product: N-acylneuraminate-9-phosphatase
Exons: 3
Coding region: 199-1242 (347 amino acids)
Molecular function (GO): hydrolase activity
Source: RefSeq, a predicted model, not a curated record